GAUCUUGUCUUGCAACCCUUUCGUUGCUCGCAGUUAUAUCGAGGACUUCUGAUAUCUCAUCCUUAUUGUGGGUAGGUAUGAAAGUUAUCUCUCGCACAGCGAUCCUGUAGUACUUGCUCUCAACCCGUUUUUUGUCCUUGAGUACGUUUCAUGUGAUUUUCAUUUGACUUCUAAAACCCUCCUUAAAUCCACCGCCGGCAGGAAUGAUCCUACUCCGGAUCGGGGCUCUCAGCUACCCCGGGCUACAGCUCUUAUCAUAUCGUCAUUAGGCUUUAUUCAUGAUCUCCGCCAAGGUCAACUUGACCCCGAUGUCGUACGUGGUUGCGCACUAGAUAUGGAUCAGUACAGUAGAUUGUUCGGGACUGCUCGUAUACCAACAGAGCGUGGCUGCAAGAUGCUCGUGAACGAUGCAGCUCGUCAUAUAGUGGUUUUACGGAGGGGACAGUUCUAUUGGUUUGACGCCCUUGAUGAGGACAACCGACCCCUGUUAACCGAACGUGAGGUUCUUCGCAACCUCCAAGCCAUCUGCAAGGACGCUGACAAGACUCCAAUCACUGAGGUUGCUCGUACGGCUAUUGGUGUUCUCACUACCGAGAAUCGGAAAACUUGGUCUUCCCUUCGACAUGAACUCGUGCAGGAUAAGACCAAUGCAGCUUGCCUGCGUCUGGUCGAUGAUGCUUUGUUUGUGGUCUGCUUGGAUGAUGCAGCCCCAGGUCGCGAUGGCAUCGGUGCGCUCGCUCAAACCGGCGAAAAGGGAGAAGACCUCGCUGCUCUAUGCAGUAAUUUCCUUUGCGGAACUUAUGACCUGCGGGAAGGUGUGCAGGUUGGCACGUGUACUAACCGGUGGUAUGACAAACUGCAAAUCAUUGUGUGUGCAGAUGGUGCCGCCGGCAUCAACUUUGAACACACUGGCGUUGACGGCCACACGGUUUUAAGGUUUGCUGCAGAUGUCUUCACUGAAGGCCUCAUGCUGCUUGCGCGUUCAAUCAAUCCCUCCGCACCCACUCUGUUCCAUGCAUCCCUUUCUCCGCACGCUAAGUCCUAUAGGCCUCCCAAGUCGAUAGCCGGCGGCAAAUUGCCAACAUCCUCUCAAAGUUUCUCAUAUGACACCUCACCUUCUAAACUCAUGUGGACACUGACUCCCUCAAUUCGAGUUGGCAUCCGGUAUGCUGAGACACGGUUGAGUGACCUUAUAUGUCAGAAUGAUUGUCAGGCGCUCGAGUUUAAGGGCUAUGGAAAGAAUUUUAUUACGAGUCAUGGUUUCAGCCCCGAUGCGUUUGUGCAGAUGGCUUUCCAGGCGGCAUACUUCGGGCUUUAUGGGAGAACGGAGUGUACUUAUGAACCUGCAAUGACGAAAGCCUUCCUUCACGGGAGGACCGAAGCCAUCCGGACAGUGCAACCUGAGAGCGUGGACUUCACGAAGACAUUUUUCUCGGAGUGUUUGCCUGAUGAAAAGAUUCGUAAAUUGCGCAAGGCGUGUGAUCGACAUGUACAACUUACGAAGGAGUGCAGCCAGGGCUUGGGCCAAGACCGACACUUGUAUGCAUUAUACUGCUUGCAUCAGCGCCAGGUGACAGGAAACCUUGACCCCUCUCCUGAUGACCCGAUCCCGAACGGAAACAUUCAGAAGAAUAUCCUUCCAUCAAUCUUUGCUGACCCGGGCUGGGGUCUACUAAGUACGUCUAUUCUGUCCACUUCAAACUGUGGGAAUCCCGCGUUGCGCUUGUUCGGAUUCGGGCCCGUUGCGGCUGAUGGGUAUGGCAUUGGAUAUAUCAUCAAAGAGAAUGGGAUUAGUGUGUACGCCACAAUUCUCAUUAUCCAUCGGCGUGUCAUUGAGACUGACAAAUAUUCUUACAGCGUCGCUUCAUCGAAGCAUCUACAGACGCGCCGAUUCCUGGAUACCCUCCAGGGAUAUCUGUUAGAAGUUCAGAGGAUCUUAAUCCAGCUCCAUCGCUCCGCAAAUGAACGCCCAGCGCCAUUUGUUGAUCACUCUGGCAUCCUCCGUGACUCUAAGACUGGUCGACCAAUCAACGGCCACGAUUACGGGUCAGACGAAUCGGGCAGCGACUACGGGGAUACUAUGCCAAGUUAUUCGUUCUUUGAUAGUGGUGAUAUCGAACUGCUCGGACGCCACAAGAGAAGUCCGUAUGCAAAUAUUGGUGUGUCUGACCUCGUGCAAUGUUUUGCCAGCGUUGAUUAACUCUGGCAUGUAGGAAAAGUCCUCCCGCUUUCCGAUUACUGACAGAAAGUGGCUAAAUGUUGUAUUUACAAGUAUGGGAAAAUAUAUUUUAGCCUACCAUUUUGCGUGUAUCACUGCAUUUAUGAUGUCAGAUGUAUAUAAUCUUAUGACGUGGGUUAGUAACACGUAUGCGGCGUCGAUAAACAAACGACAACUGAG
This is a messenger RNA of Suillus fuscotomentosus, 2398 nucleotides long. Its product is annotated as acyltransferase ChoActase/COT/CPT. The transcript has 11 exons. Gene Ontology annotation, biological process: carnitine metabolic process. The record is from RefSeq and is a predicted model, not a curated record. Gene Ontology annotation, molecular function: carnitine O-acetyltransferase activity. The annotation marks the transcript as partial. Lineage: Eukaryota; Fungi; Basidiomycota; Agaricomycetes; Boletales; Suillaceae. Gene Ontology annotation, cellular component: mitochondrion.